GGAAAUUUCUCAAUGUUGUUGCAAAAUGGCCUGGUGCAACCCAUGACAGUCAUAUCUUCAGAACAUCAGCAAUUGGGCUGCCACUAGAAGGAACAACAUUGGAUGAUGGUGUUCUUCUUGGUGAUAGUGGGUAUCCAUGUUUACCAUAUCUUAUGACACAAUACAACAACCCCAUCACCGUACAGCAACGGCGAUUUAAUCGAGCACAAAAAUGCACAAGAUCUUCGAUUGAAAGAGCUUUUGGCAUCUUAAAAAGAAGAUUUCAUCUCUUUUAUUCAGAGAUUCCAAUGGCCCCAAACAGAGUUUGCACCCUUGUUGCUGCAUGUUGCGUGCUUCACAAUAUUGCCAUUGAUUACAAUGAACCAAUGGGGUAUCAUGAUGAGGAUGAAGACCAAGUAGACCUUGGCAAUAACUAUCAAGGUGCAAAUAGGGGAAAUGCUGUCAGAAGCCAUAUUACAAACACAUAUUUUUAA
This is a messenger RNA of Paramuricea clavata, 473 nucleotides long. NCBI's taxonomy places the organism in Eukaryota, Metazoa, Cnidaria, Anthozoa, Malacalcyonacea, Plexauridae. The record is from the annotation of a GenBank genome assembly.